Molecule: messenger RNA, 1737 nt
Organism: Heterobilharzia americana
Lineage: Eukaryota; Metazoa; Platyhelminthes; Trematoda; Strigeidida; Schistosomatidae
Source: the annotation of a GenBank genome assembly
GGGGGGGGGGUUGCAAUAUACGUGAACAAGUGGUUCAGAAGUGAACAAACCACUGACACGGCACUGACAGAGCUCCCAGACUCUAUCUGGUGCCACUUCACGGUCAAACACACCAAAUUCCUAGUUGGAGGAAUCUAUAGGUCCCCUAAUAGCAACUUGGAACACAACCAAAAACUACUCCAAGCAAUAUCCACAGUGUCAACUAUAGGGUACGACCAGAUUUUAAUAGCUGGCGACUUCAACGCUCCAACCCUCAGCCUAGAGCAAGGUGGCACUACCCCGAGCCGGAAGUUCGACUGUAACCUGCUAAACGCCAUCCAAAUGGCUGGACUGCAGGAAAAAAUCAGCGACAACACCCGCUGGGGGUCAGAUGGUAAACCAUCUAGACUGGAUUACCUACUGACUAGUGAUCCCCUUCUGGUUGAAAACGUUCAGGUACAAACCCCUCUUGGAAGUAGCGAUCACGCUACGGUAAUGUUCGACCUGGUAAUUAGUGAAGAGCUAUCAUGGGAGGGACCUCGCCCUUACCUAUGUUACAACAAGGCAAAUUACGAAGGUAUGAACAAGAGCCUUUCAACAGCUUCGUGGCCAGUGGAUUGGUGUUCCUUAUCGAUCGACCAGCACUGGGAACUGGUAAAAGAUAUCAUUAAGGCGGCCGUCUCACAAAACGUCCCUUUGGCGGUAACAACCAGAAAGCGAACGUCAUGGCUAAAACGGGGCACUGAGCGCCUUCUAAAAGCCAAGAGAAGGGCAUGGCACACAUGGAGACUCUCCAGAGAACAGGACGACCAUGACGCAUACAUGACUCUACGGAAUCGAAGCAACAUAAGGGUGCGGGGAGACAGGAGGUCGUUCCAGUCCAACCUCGCCAAAAGGCUUGAGGUAAACCCUAAAAACCUUUACCGAUUCAUGGCAAAAAGAAAAUCGACAAGCCAAGGAGCAUGUGUCAUAAAAGGUCCGAACGGAGAAAACCUCUCUGGACAGGAGAUUGCUGAAAUGCUGAGCACCACAUUUGACACACAGCUCAACAUUCCAUCAAGAAAGUGCGCAUACCAAUUGCACGAACAGCCCCAACGUUACCCGAUGCUACUGAGUUACACGAAAUACAGAUAACUCGCGCUGUUGUUCUCGACAAGCUUUUAAAGUUAAGCGCGGGAAAAUCCCCAGGGUGCGACGACAUUCGCCCAUCUGUGUUGAAAGAAUGUGCAAGUACCCUAAGUGGCCCACUCUGCAACCUCUUCCAACACUCCUUGGAUGAGCGAAAGCUCCCACGAGAGUGGAAACGGGCUAUCCUUUCUCCCAUCUUCAAAGGAGGAGACAGACAGAAUCCCAACUGUUAUAGACCCAUAGCACUUCUACCAGUAAUAUCAAAAGUAAUGGAAAGUGUGAUGGACGACCGUAUCAGAGAAUAUCUGGACACCAAGCGGGCACUCAGUGACGCUCAACAUGGCUUCCGGAAGGGUAGGUCCUGUGCCUCCAACCUCCUGACGGCCCAUGAUCACUGGACAGCAUGCUGGGAUCUCAAGGUCCCUGUCCACGUAAUUUUUCUGGACUUCGCCAAAGCCUUUGACACCGUCUCACACCAUAUCCUAAUACAUAAGAUAGCUGGGUUAGGUAUUCGCAGCCAGGUGCUAUCGUGGCUGCAGAACUACUUAGACAACAGGGAGUUCUGCACGAAAGUCAACAGGGUCUACUCAACUUGGAGAACAUCCUCAUCCGGUGUCUCACAAGGAGCAA